Molecule: messenger RNA, 5842 nt
Organism: Synchiropus splendidus (mandarinfish)
Lineage: Eukaryota; Metazoa; Chordata; Actinopteri; Syngnathiformes; Callionymidae
Gene: map3k13
Product: mitogen-activated protein kinase kinase kinase 13
Exons: 14
Coding region: 455-3463 (1002 amino acids)
Biological process (GO): protein autophosphorylation; JNK cascade
Molecular function (GO): ATP binding; JUN kinase kinase kinase activity
Source: RefSeq, a predicted model, not a curated record
UGUAGAUCCCGCUGGAGUGUGUCGUGCGUGCGUGGGUACGUGCCGGAGCUAUUUUGGGAUCAAUGGUGAUGCUGCUUUUUGAUGCAGUAUUUCUCAGUGCCCUCUGAAGGGCAGACACUUGAUUACCGACAGACAGCCAAGCAAGGAAAACAGUGAUUUCCCCGUCUGCGAUUUCCCACUUUGUGAUGCACGUGUACAGUUGUGUGCAGUUAUGGAAGCCUCCAGAGCUUCCAUGGAGUUUUUAUUUUUGCGUCAUCACAACUUCAUCUUGCCAUCGUGUGUCCACCUCUGUCCUUUUGCUACUAAGCAUGUUUAUGUAACUGCGCUGGAUGAGUAGCCGGCAGCCAGGCUUUAGAGCGAGAGGAGGAGGAUUCAUCCAUCCAUUCUGUGACCAUCCGAAAUCUUUGGAGCUAACGUGCUAGGAGUCCACUCACUCAUCAUCAUUCCGGAGCCGAUGCACGUGCAUGACACAAUGGGCAGCUCCCCCGAGGUGCUCUCCUGGACUUCCUGCCCGAGUCUUCUAGUGGGCAAACUGAAGGAGGAGCUCAAACUCUCAGUAGUCGGGGAUGCAAUGAAGAAAACAAACAUCCCCAACUCCCAACCCCAGCCUCCUCUGGCGCCCCCUCAGAUCAUCACAGACCUGGCACCACCCACGCACCUAGCUGUCCCGCAGCCAACUCUGCAGCUUCCGGGUCAGGACGAGGACUCGACGUCGGAGGGUUUGAGUCCCGCGAACCCAGCAUUGAGCGUGGAUUCUACUCGGAGUGAAGGGGGGAAUUUUGACAACAGCGUGCUGCAGCUGCAGGACCACGACCACGACGAGGCUGGGUCGCCAGCGUCAUGUGAACAUGGCGGCAGCGGAGCUGAGGAUCAAACCGGAGACGGGAACUGUCCCGUCGACCACAACUGUGACGGCAAACAUGGUCACCCGCACCACCCAGACGACAUCAAGCUGCACUUUCACAGAGCUGGACCCAAUUCUGGGGGAUUUCUAGAGGGACUGUUUGGCUGUUUGCGGCCAGUUUGGAACAUCAUUGGAAAAACCUACUCCACAGAAUACAAGCUGCAGCAGCAAGAUAUGUGGGAGGUUCCGUUCGAGGAAAUCUCUGAGUUGCAGUGGCUUGGAAGCGGAGCACAAGGAGCCGUCUUUCUCGGUAAAUUCCGCUCAGAGGAAGUGGCCAUCAAGAAAGUGCGAGAACAAAAGGAGACAGACAUCAAACACCUGCGGAAACUGAAGCACCCCAACAUCAUCAGCUUCAAGGGUGUCUGCACGCAGGCUCCCUGUUAUUGCAUUAUCAUGGAGUACUGUGCUCAAGGGCAGCUUUACGAAGUGCUGCGGGCCGGGAGGAAGGUGAGCCCCCGGCUACUGGUCGACUGGGCCUCGGGCAUCGCCAGCGGCAUGAACUACCUCCAUCUACAUAAGAUCAUCCACAGAGAUCUCAAGUCCCCAAAUGUCUUGGUCACACACAACGACACAAUCAAAAUCUCAGACUUCGGAACAUCCAAAGAGCUCAGUGACAAAAGUACAAAGAUGUCAUUUGCUGGUACGGUGGCCUGGAUGGCUCCAGAAGUCAUAAGGAACGAGCCUGUGUCUGAAAAAGUGGACAUCUGGUCGUUUGGAGUCGUCCUGUGGGAACUGCUGACUGGAGAAAUUCCCUACAAAGACGUGGACUCGUCUGCCAUCAUUUGGGGAGUUGGCAGCAACAGCCUCCACCUCCCCGUCCCUUCCACCUGCCCAGAUGGUUUCAAGAUCCUCAUGAAACAAACUUGGCAGGGGAAACCCCGAAACAGACCAUCGUUUCGUCAGAUCCUCCUCCACCUCGACAUUGCCGCCGCUGAUGUUCUGGGAGCUCCUCAGGAGACCUACUUCAAGUCUCAGGCGGAGUGGAGGGAGGAAGUGAAGAAGCACUUUGAGAAGAUCAAAAGCGAAGGAACUUGUAUCCACCGACUGGACGAGGAGUUGAUCAGACGCAGACGGGAUGAGCUCAGACAUGCGCUGGACAUCCGGGAGCACUACGAGAGGAAGCUGGAACGAGCCAACAACCUGUACAUGGAGCUGAGUGCCAUCAUGCUCCAGCUGGAGGUUCGCGAGAAGGAACUCAUGAAGAGGGAGCAGGCGGUGGAGAAGAAAUACCCGGGCACCUACAAACGUCACCUGGUCCGACCCAUUGUCAGGUCCAAUGCUGUGGAAAAACUCAUCAAAAAGAAGGGAAGCAUCUCUCACAAAGCUGGGAUGCCCCCUGCUAAGAGACCAGACUUACUUCGUUCCGAGGGCAUCCCCAGCGUAGACCCCCUGCCCUCCCCUUCGCCCCUGUCUGCCAGCCCAAAAAUCUCCACCCCUCCGGGUAAAACCCGCUACAGAAGCAAGCCACGACACCGCCGGGCCAACAGUAAAGGGAGCCAUAAUGAGUUCAUGGGGGUCCUGAAACCACCGUCAGGACCUCAUGAGGACACCCAGUCGCUGCAGGAGCAGACCCUCAACAGCCUCCACAGCCACCACCUUCAUCAUCCUCUUCCUCCGCAACAGUCGCACGAAGGCCCCUUGCUACCGCUGAAAGGACGCGAGGAGGCUGUUGUCAACUGUGCCAACAACCUGCGGUACUUCGGGCCUGCUGCUGCCCUGCGCAGCCCUCAGACGGACCACCUGCAGCGCCGCGUGUCCGGCUCCAGCCCCGACCUCAUCUCCACCGCUGUGGACGCCGACACGCGACAGCAGAACGACCCCACUGUCGUGACUGGAGCUGGUGCCGGCUCCUUGUGCCCCUCCUGUCAGGCGCAUCCCUUCCCUGGGUGUCAGUACUGUCAGGAAACCCCCGGAGAGAACCCUCGCUCAGAGUUGUCCUACUACUCUGUGAGGCACACGCUUGAAGGCACCCAGUCAGGAGCUCACGGCUCGGACGGCGAGGCUACGAGGAAUUCAGAGAGUCAGGAUAAGGAGGCGGACCAGAAGACGUUGCCCGUUCCCACGGCCCUGCCCCGCACGCUCAGACCACUGAGGAAGGGAGACGAGUCAUCUGAAGAGGAGGAGGGAGAGGUGGACAGCGAAGUUGAGUUUCCACGGAGACAGAGACCUCACCGCUGUAUGAGCAGCUUCCAGUCGUACUCCACCUUCAGCUCAGAGAACUUGUCGGCGUCUGACGGCGAGGAGGGGAACACGAGCGACCACUCCCACAGCGGCCCUUUGGAGAGGCUGAGCGCCAGUCAGGAGGAGCACCUGGAUGAGCUGCUGUCUCACACGCCCGACAUCCCCAUCGACAUCUCCACGCAGUCGGACGGCUUGUCUGACAAGGAGUGUGCCGUCCGCAGGGUGAAGACCCAGAUCUCGCUGGGCAAGCUGUGCUCCGACGAACACAGUUACGAGAAUCCUCUCCAGUUUGGAGACUCGGACUGUGACUCGUCUGAGGCCGAGUGCUCAGAUGCUACCAUUAGGAACAACAAAGUCGGGGCUCCCUCCUCUUGGUGAUUCCACGCCCUGGAUGCUGCAGAGCCCCCUGCUCUUCAGAUAACUCAGCAAUAAGAGGGCAGCGGUGUGAAUAAGCAAGCUCUUUCCAGCAAUCUCUCCCAGAACCUCCUCGUGAACGCCCCCUCCAUCCUCCUCAUGUGAAGCUCCACCCCCCGACAGGGCCGUGUACAUAGAUAAUGAAGCGUUCAUAAUUUAUUUUUGGAGUUGUGAAGUAAAUUCAGGAGAGUCAGUGCUCUGACUCGUGCAGAGACUCAUCAGGUUCUGACCGCACAGAUGUGGAUGAAACAGACGUCCAGCAGCUGCUUCUCUAGACUUGUUGACCUCAGGAGACUUGGAACAUCAGGACAAGCCAUUCUUUUUUUAUUCGGUUAAAAUACUUCAUCUGUAGAUUCUGACACACUGGCUGCUCUAUCUCCAUCUUGUCCCGCCAAGAGAGAACAGGAAGCACAUGAAGACGGUGUGAGCACCAGCUUGAACUGGUGGAGUGAAGGUGACCUAUUGUCAGAAGCAACAAUGGUUAUAGGUAGUUCAACUGUCUUCAACAGAAAGCUGAUGUCAUCCCGUGCUAAGGAUUGAUGGUGCUAUCAUUCUUUCAUUCAGUAUGUCAUCUUAAGAUAUAUUAUUUUAAGAUGGCAUGAUAUGUUUUACUUCAUGCUCAUUUUAAAGUUCAGGACCAAGGGUUCAAUGCUGCUGUGUCACCCCCAAAUAGUUAUGGCCUCUGCUCCUAGUGCGUUUGAUCGCUGGUUCAAUUCCUGAUGAAGGUUGUUGCACAUGCAUUGGAGUGUGUCAGCGAAAUGACUUUAACACAAAAAUUUUUUUUUAAAUAUCUGAGCUUCUUAACUGAAUCCAAGUUGAAUGAUGGAAUGAUGCACCAACCUGCUGUUGAUUCAUUUUGUUAUAUCUCAUCUCAGGAGUGAUGGACUGGAACCGGACCAAUGUUGAAUCCUCAAAUGUUGAAGGAAUUUAAAAAAAGGUCUAAUGGCCUUGUGAAUUUAGUUGGACUCCACUUGCAGUAUCUCUUUUUUGAUGUUCGGAGGUGAAUUGUAUCUUUUUUUUUUCAGCAGGAUUGUUUGUACAGUCUGUGUCGGGAUGUCAGCAGUGCUGGAGCGACUGACACGUUGGUUUGGAGCGUCUAGCUGGCUAGACUCCACACAGAGUGUUAAUGGUUGGCAAGAACCAUGUCCUUUUCGUCCUGCAUAGAUUUGAAACAUUCCCUCGUCAGAGGUUUGUUUUCACACUUGUUGACCAACUAGAAAGAGCCUCAAAAAUACAGUGUAACUUUCUGCCUGAACUGACCUGUUUAGUUUUAUGUACAUUUAAAUUUGGCUAAAAUUCAGCAGUAUAAAAGUGACAACUGUUGCAUUACAUUAUGAGCCUGUAUGAAUGGUGGGUUGUGUGAAUUGGUCCAAGAAGAAAAAAAAAUUCUAUCUGUGGAGGAAGAGAUACUGCAGCUGGAUUAUUUCCACUCAUAUGUUUGUCAUGCUUGAAUGAAUAUUGAUGUCAAAAUGUCAACUGGAGUACACAGUUGAGAUUAAUCAGAACUUAAGCCAGCGACCAGACCACAGAGCGCCGAGCUGCUGUGAAGCCCUGUGACCUCGUCUCAGUGUUAUCCGCCCUUGUAUAUAAAGGCAACCUAUUUUUGUCCUGUCACCAAUGAAAGGAAGCAGAAAGCUAGCGUGAGUUGCCCUGGAACUCUGGAGAAGAAGGAGUCGGACAAACUAAGUAGCGAAAGCUGGAUCAAACUUUUGACGGCGAGCUGCUGCCUUCGCUUGAGCCUCCUUCAACAUGUGUCUGUCUGUAACAACCGAUCAAGCUGUUCAUAAUCCAUAUGUUUAUCCUGUAAAGUGUGAUCGAUGUAUAGUUUUUAAUUUAAUGUUUCUUUUUGUAGCUGGCCUACACGAUGGAUGGGUUAAUUUAUUGGAGUUGAAUGGGUCUUUUUAAUUUCAGGCAGCUCCUGAAGCGUCUCGAUCAACGAUCUCUCAUGUCAAGUGUUAUUUUUAAGGAAGCACAAUGUGUACAAGGACAGUAUUUGUUGAGACCAGUAAUUUAUGACUCUGCAGGGAACCGUUCAUCUUGAAGAUCAUCUAGUUUUGGAUCACCAACAACACAUGGUGUUCUUCGGAAUCUCCACAUCACUUUGUUGCAGCCAAAAGUCAAGGACACGCUGAGAUACUCACAAGUCUGUGAAAGUGUCUGGCAGCAUUUUGCUUUUGUCUUAUGUAUCAAACAUCUGUUUCUUUGUUACUCUGGUUUCUGACUCUCCUCCCCUGUGGAAUGGCAUUAUCAAGUUUCCUGCAUUUUCCAGUGUACAGUGCAAUCGGUUUCUGGGAGAACAAAAAUCCAAGCAAAGCAACUGCAUGGAAUAAAUGCUGAUGUACU